Molecule: messenger RNA, 711 nt
Organism: Phyllotreta striolata
Lineage: Eukaryota; Metazoa; Arthropoda; Insecta; Coleoptera; Chrysomelidae
Source: the annotation of a GenBank genome assembly
AUGUUCUCUAAAAUCCCUUUUUUACAACCACAACGACUAAUAAUAAUACAUAGUAAUGGAAUCAAAAACUUCAAACCGCCGCCUAAUUUCGAUCACAUCGAUUUUCCCGAAAAACCGAAAUUAAGAUUUCUGGAUAAAGUUCCGAUACUCCCACCGAACGUGAAACCCCCCAAAAUGCAGAAGAAGCUGAAAUUGAUGAGAGGUCCCGAGGAAGUCCACAACACUCUAUUGCACAAACAAUACGGCAUAAUAGCAUUAGGCGGAGGUCGAUUAAAAUGGGGCCAUUUUGAGAUGAUACGAUUAACGAUAGGUCGAAAAAUGGACGCGAAUAGAAUGUUCGCGAUAUGGAGAGUGGACGCUCCAUGGCAGCCCAUUACGAAAAAGGGCCAAGGGCAGCGUAUGGGCGGUGGUAAAGGCGGCAUCGAUCACUACGCUACACCAGUAAAAGCUGGUCGAGUUAUCAUAGAAUUAGGCGGCAAAUGCGAAUUCAAAGAAGUGAAAGAUUUUCUACACGACGUAGCGAUGAAGCUACCCUUCAAAGCGAUGGCAGUGUCUCAGGAAAUCCUCGACAAGCAAAAGGAACAGGAACGAUGGGAAGAGGAAAACAACCAGAAUCCCUACACCAUGAAAUACAUCAUACAAAACAAUCUAGGAGGCUGCUACCGGUGGCUGUCUCCAACCGAUAUGAAAUAUUUCUGUAAAUACGUGUAA